AUUGUUUUUUAAAACCUUUUCGUUUACGUCGUCGCAUCGGUUAAACUCGUAACAGAUGUGUGUUUCUGUAUUUUUUUCUUUCGUAUUAGAAAAUUAAUCGCAAAAAUAAAGAAGAUAAAUACAUUUUUGAAUUUUCGAAACAUAUUGCAUCACAUAAAAUAUUUUAAAUAAAUUAGACAAUAAGUGAUAAAUACAAAUAAAAAUGACAUCCGGAGAAAAUUGUACUGACGAAGAGUGUAGUUGUUCUCCUAAUUUUUAUUACGACAGUUUCCAAGGGAACUGUACAUCAUGUCCAGGUUUCAAUCAACCAUGUUUUUUCGAAGCCUGCUGUGCAUCAGAUUACCUUGUCUGUUACAAAGGAUUUUGUCAGUGUCAAAAUGGGAUUAAUUCAAUAUCGUGCAGCUAUAUAGGACCAACAAAUCCAUUCUAUUUCACUGCAUCACAGAUUGCUCUCUCUGCCGCCUUGAUAAUGGGAAUGGCAGCUUUGUCAAUGGUUGUGUAUAGGCUUUGUACAAAACCAAGAUAUUUAAGUGCACGACAAAGAGCUUUAGCUUCACAAAUGGGAUUAAAUAUGGAAAAUGAAAAUUUAAGUUACGCCAAUUAUUUACGAGCCUCACUUACAUCUAUGCAGAUACGAGUUUUAUCGCGAAUGCGUGAUAGACCACCAACAUAUGAUAAUCGACCAACACCGGCAGUCCCACUGGAGGCACCUCCGCCAUAUGAAGGCAAUUCAGAGGGAAUUGCAUUGCCACCACCUUAUAUGGAAGUGUUAGUCAACUCUAAUGGGUAUACAAAUUCAACAUUUAUUGAUCCUGAACCUGGUGGUGUUAACAGUAGAAACACCGUUUGUCCAAAUUGUGAUAACAACCAACAUCGAAUUGAAAGUGAUUGUGAUAAAAAUGAAACUCGUGAAGAAAACCACAUUCGUGUGUAGCUAGUAUACUAAGUUUAAUUUAAUGUUCUCUAUAAUGUUGUUCCAAGUUGAAAUAAAAAUAAACUAAACGUUUUUGUAAAUU
Molecule: messenger RNA, 1016 nt
Organism: Episyrphus balteatus (marmalade hoverfly)
Lineage: Eukaryota; Metazoa; Arthropoda; Insecta; Diptera; Syrphidae
Exons: 5
Coding region: 203-934 (243 amino acids)
Source: RefSeq, a predicted model, not a curated record